CUACAUUAUUUUGUAAUAUGAUCCACAAUCAUUUCAGUUAUAUUUAAUCAUUGAAAUUUUUAUCCUCUGAAAGAGCUUACACCCUGGGAAGUUUCCAACUGGAUUAAAACAGAUAUCUAGUUUUAUCUGAUUCUGGUUUAAAUUUUAACAUAAUUACAUGAAAUCAACAAAAUGUCAGUAGAAAUUAAUGAUAAGAAGUUAGGAAGUAGUCAGAAACUCUCGUAUAAUAGUAGUUCCAUAUGUGAAAUAAAAUGCUUCUAAAGUGAUAACAGAUCUAAUGAUGUUCCAUGUAGCUGUACCUUAUAAAUGUAAUAUGCGAGUUACAUCUUUAUUAAAAUAAACCAGAUUAGUUAGCCCCGGACAAAUGCUGUGACCCGGAUAAAACCUUUUUUUAAAAAGAAAGUUAUUUUUAUUCAAUAUUUUCGUGAAAAAAACAUGAUAAUGUCUCGAAAGAGUGGAGUAUCCCAAUUUAACAUUGUCACAAAUCAUGCAUUGAAUUAAGCAAUCUCUGAUGACGAUAAUCAUUCACAAUACACGAUAUAUAUACAACAACUACAUUGUUAUCACUCAUUUUUGACUUAUUAUUGUCCAACAUUAUUAACAAAUUGAAAUAUGAGUUUAUACUUUUGAUUUAAUAGUUUCUGUAAAUAGAAGUAGAGUUUUUUUAUGAGUGAAAGGUAAAACUGGUUUUUGUUUAGGGUUAUAGUGUUGAGAGAUCUACAUUUUUUCUGAUAAGUGAGCAUUUUAAAAAACAGGCUUUUGUUUUCGAAGCGUAACUUCAAACUAUAGUUAAGUAAAAAUAACGACACUUGUUGAAAUAAAUUAUAAACACGAUUAUAUUCACUCUUUAUAAUUUUAGUUGUAAAUGGGUUACAUACGUAAUAUCUAUGAACUCGUUAAUUUCUAGGCAAUAAAUAAACCUGAUACAGGGUUUAUUGGACCCUUAACACAAGCUGAAUAUGAACAACUUUAUCCUCGGACUGACAAGCCUGAUCUAUUGGCUGAGGUAGCUGCUGAAGAAAAUGAAUGGAUAGAAUUUGAACGGCUUGAUGAAAAAGAAGCUGUUCAAGCUGGAACUGCAGCUUGGACUCCCUUAACACCACCCUAUAUCGAUUCACAUUUCUCCAUAUGGUCUCUGUCAGAAUCUAUAAGUGCUAGUCAGCUUUAUCUGGGUGGAAAGCUACCUCCACCUCCAACAGCUAGUUGGGCAAAAGUAUUACGACGAGACUAUACAGCAGAUGAUUACGAAGAAGAAAUUGAUUAUAUGCGUGCUCGAGCUGAAAAUGAAAUCAAAUAUGAAAUCGGUGAACUGGCUCCUGUGCGAUAUGCAAUUCACGUUCAGGUUGCUUCAACGUAUUCCGAAAGUCUGAUGAUUUCUUCUUUGGCUGAAGAUUAUUAUUGUAUAGCAGGUUAUAUUGGUUGGUGUGAUCUGUCCGAUCCAAGUCUUUCCAGUCAUGUUCAGCAAAUGAGUCACGAUCCGUUACUUGUUGGUUUACGUUAUGAUGUUAGUGAAAUGGAUGGUGAUUAUCUGUUGGAGUCAAUGAUCGAUAGUAAUUUCUCAGUAAUUGAACAUCAACAACUUGUAUUCGAUUUAGCUAUUGGACCACAUCAAUUAAGACAUGCAUGUCAUUUAGCUUAUCGUCAUCCUAAAUUAAAAUUAGUACUUAAUCAUUGUGGUUUACCUGUAGAGUUUACUGCAAGCAGAUCAGACAAUUUAGCUUGGAAAAACUGGCGCUCAGACUUGGAACUACUCAGUCGAUAUCCAAAUGUUUAUUGCAAAGUGACUGGUGCUACUGGUUGUAUACAAAAGUCUUCAGAAUCAUCUAACGAUACAUCCGAUGUUUACAGUAUCGAUCAAUGGUGUGCCAGUUCAGCUUUAUCUCAUGCAAUCAGUUGUUUUGGACCAGGCCGUUGUUUAUUUGGUUCCGGUUGGCCAAUAUGUCGAUUAUUCCAACCAAAUCAAACAGGUUGGCCUGAACAAGCCACAGCUAGUGAUUUACAAACAUUUGAUAUACCUGGUGAAAUAGCCGCUAAACGUGCAAGACGAUCAGUUCCAUUGAAAGUUCUUAAUCUAUGGGAAACUGCUAGAUUGGUGGAACAUGCUAUGGGUGAUGCUGGUUAUGGAUCAGUUGAAGAUAAAGAGAAAAUAUUUUCGACAAAUGCACAACAUGUAUAUAGUUUAUCUAUUCGACCAUAUGGUUCAUGUCCAAAACUUAAACGUUCUGAAUAGUACUGAACAAUCAAUUGUAUCAUAUUAUAAAUUAUGUACGAAGUAUUUAAUGUAUUAUUAUCUAUACGCAUUAUCGAUGAAUUGGUUUUCAUACAAUGCAAAAAAUUUUAGUAAUGGGUUUUCCCCCGUUCUAUCUGUAUUGGAGCCUUUUUACUGUUAUAUAAGGCAGAUAAUUAUACAUUUGUCGGGAUUGUUUCAUUGUAAAUAAUGCUUAUAAAUUGAACAACUUAACUGAGAUUUUUUAACUAGAACCUGGUAGAAACUGUAAAAUAUCUAACCAGUUUUCGUUAUUAUAGCCGUUUUUUACAUUCUCAGAGAAGGUGAAUAUCAUUAGAUGGAUGAUUAGUGAGAAUAAUAUGACGUUUAGUCAUAGCUAUAUUCAGUAUUAUAAAUACUGAAAUCUUUGAUGUUUUUCUCCAGUAAUGGUUUGUUCACCUCCAUACCUAGCCUUAAUUAGGUAUUGAAUUAUUCAUCUCAUAGAUAAAUCUUUCCUCGCUGUGUGUUUAUUUCACUGAAUACAUAAUAUUCUCAUUUGUUGUCUGUAAUUGUAUUAUUUCACCUUGUCAUUUUCAUCUCGUCGUGCUAAUGUGAUGUGGUAACUUCGGCUAAUACAUAUUUAUGACAAGUCCUACGUUGGUUAUAAUAAAUUUAUGAAGUCAAGAAUUUCACGAUCUGUGUGAUGUUGGAUGAGCUAUAAACUUAUUAAUACUGGGAAUUUAUGUUAAUUUCUUUACAUGUGAAAAAAGUUUUCGUUUGUACAAAGCUCUGGCUAUCUUAUUUUGGCUUCGUUGUCUAACCUGAACGUCACGAACGUUAGUUGUAUAUGAUACGAUUGGAAAUUCAUUGGAACAUCAAGUAAUUACCUUCAUAAUAUAUUUAUCAAUGAAGCUUCAAUAUGUCAGCGUUUUGUAAAUGAUUUAUAAGAGAGUAUAUUAUAAUUAUUAAUGACACAAGAUCUAGUAUUGAUUGGUAAUGUGUUCGACUUUGGAUCGAAAUAUUUAUACCAUAAAAUAUCUUGUGGGUUCCUAUUUCGAAGUUUAGAAACAGAUAACAAUUAUAAAAUUAUAAGAUGACGUAAUAAGAAAUGUUCAGAUAAUUGGACCAUGAAACGUAUAGUUGAGAGAAAAUAAAGUGGUAGGAGGGUGUGAAGAAAAAUAAUAAACGAAGAGGAAGUUAGAAAAAGAAUAAAUAAAUAAAUUCAUUUAUUACUUAAGGCCAGGGAAGAGAUAAGGGUGUUACAAAUUUUUUUCUGAACACAAAGACUUGGCUUGUUGGCUCGGAUUCCUAUAGCUUCUGCUAUGUGUAAGAGACGAGAUCGAACACCAUAAGGAAAACUAGUGGGAAUACGAUAAAUAACUUUGAACGACUUGUUUCUGUCAACUAUAUGACCGCUAUCGAUCAA
Molecule: messenger RNA, 3632 nt
Organism: Schistosoma haematobium
Lineage: Eukaryota; Metazoa; Platyhelminthes; Trematoda; Strigeidida; Schistosomatidae
Product: Negative elongation factor A
Exons: 4
Coding region: 1265-2230 (321 amino acids)
Molecular function (GO): hydrolase activity
Source: RefSeq, a predicted model, not a curated record